This is a messenger RNA of Glycine soja, 1449 nucleotides long. RefSeq lists its product as uncharacterized. The coding region runs from base 220 to 1188 and encodes 322 amino acids. The transcript has a single exon. The record is from RefSeq and is a predicted model, not a curated record. Lineage: Eukaryota; Viridiplantae; Streptophyta; Magnoliopsida; Fabales; Fabaceae.
UAAUAGAUUUAUGAUAGUCGUAGGGGCCAGGCAUGGGUUGUCUCUUAUUGUGCACUUGAAUUUAUUUAAUACAUUUGGAAGUCAGUGUUCUACGUGCUUCUGGGGAGUCUCCCACUUCACUUCCACGCCUACAUAUCUCUCUCAUUACCUAUCUGCCACUCCACUUCCCUUCAAAAAAAUAAUAGCACAGAAGCAGAAUCAAGAGUGGCUAUAGCGUAGAUGGAAGGAGUAGGAGCACGCCACAACGAAAUUAGCGACGGAAUGCAAUGCAUGAACCACCCUCACAGAAACAACAACAACAACAACCCUGGUGGGAUCUGCGCCUUGUGUCUCCAAGAUAAACUCCGCAACCUUCUCUCUUCUUCUUUCCCUACUUCAUCACCUCCUUUUUCUUCUUCUUCUUCUUCUUCCCCUUCUUUCACUUCUUCUUCCUCGGUUAAAACCGACCACGACCACGACUACGACCACUACACGCGCUCUCGCCUCCCUUUCCUCGUACCCAAGAAAAACAUCAUCAUCAACAACAAAAAACCGUCUUCUAUUUCAACAAACAUCAUUUUCAAGCGCAGCAAGUCCACCGCCACACCCAGAAGGAACAACAACCAGUUUCUCGAGGAGGAGGACUUUAGUCCCAGAAAAAGAAACGGCUUUUGGUCUUUUCUCUAUCCUUCUUCUUCAAAUGGGAAGCACAGAGACAAGUGCUUGGGAAAAAAGAGUGAUCACGUGAUUGUUAUGGAAGAGGACACGUGUUUUAGUUCUUCUUCCAAGGUUUCGAGAUCUAGAUCUAUUGGGUGCGGUAGCAGGAGCUUCUCCGGUGAUUUCUUCGAUAGGAUCUCUUCUGGCCUCAGCGAUUGCACCCUCCGGAGAGUGGAGUCUCAGCGUGAAGGAGGAAAACCUAAGGUAAUUGCUAAUACUAUGAACCAUUGCAUGAAGGAAAGAGUGAGGUGUGGAGGAAUAUUCAGUGGCUUCGUUAUGACUUCGUCUUCGUCAACAACGUCUUCUUCUUCUUCUUCUUCUUGGGUUUCAUCUUCUGUUGAUGAUGGCAGAGGAAGGAGUUGGGGCUGGGCUUUUGCUAGUCCUAUGAAAGCAUUCACCACAAAAGGGUCUUCUAAGAGAGAUGCUUCUGAUAAGAACAACGACACGCAUAACUUAUCAGCCAUUCCUUCCUUGCUCACUGUUAGAGGCUAAAAUCAUAAACUAUUAUUUCGGAGGCUUAUGCUCUGUUUAUCUUCGUUGAUAAUAAUAAUGUAAUACUACUUUCAGUUUCCUUUCAUCAUUCUUUCUUUUCAUUGUUUAUGAUAAUGGUUUAUUAUUAUUAUUAUUAUAUGGGUGGGUUAUUAUGAUCAUUGGCUAUAUUGCCUAUGGAAUAUACCCUUCUGAAACCCUUUAUUAUGGUACUGUAAAUGUAGUGGAUGGAGAAGGAAAUUGAAAAAGAAAGUCUCCAUAUAA